Messenger RNA from Indicator indicator, 2356 nucleotides. It is a transcript of the gene UBE2G2, whose product is annotated as ubiquitin conjugating enzyme E2 G2. The transcript has 6 exons. The record is from RefSeq and is a predicted model, not a curated record. Bases 26 to 523 code for a protein of 165 amino acids. NCBI's taxonomy places the organism in Eukaryota, Metazoa, Chordata, Aves, Piciformes, Indicatoridae. Gene Ontology annotation, cellular component: endoplasmic reticulum; cytosol.
GCGAAGGCAGCGGCGGGGCCGCGUCAUGGCGGGGACGGCGCUCAAGCGGCUGAUGGCCGAAUACAAGCAGCUGACCCUGAACCCACCAGAAGGGAUUGUAGCAGGUCCCAUGAAUGAAGAGAACUUCUUUGAGUGGGAAGCUCUGAUUAUGGGUCCUGAAGACACCUGCUUCGAGUAUGGAGUUUUCCCUGCUGUUCUGAGCUUUCCACUCGACUACCCACUGAGUCCUCCAAAGAUGAGGUUCACGUGCGAGAUGUUCCACCCAAACAUUUACCCAGAUGGGAGAGUUUGCAUCUCUAUUCUUCAUGCUCCUGGGGAUGAUCCCAUGGGAUAUGAGAGCAGCGCUGAGCGGUGGAGUCCUGUGCAGAGUGUGGAAAAGAUCCUCUUGUCUGUUGUUAGCAUGCUGGCAGAGCCAAACGAUGAAAGUGGAGCCAACGUCGAUGCCUCCAAGAUGUGGCGGGAAGACAGAGAACAAUUCAACAAAAUUGCCAAGCAAAUUGUGCAGAAGUCACUUGGACUUUAAGCUCACAAAGAGACUGAAGUGUUUUGUAUUUCUCUCCACCUGAAAAUGAGCAGUGCUCAUUCACUGGUACCAAAAAAGGAAAACUUUGCAAAACUAUUGGCCUAGUUCUUCUUAUCAUUUGUUAUUUAUUUACCAUCGCCUUUCUUCUGCCACUGCUCCAGAGAAACCUCUAGUUCACUCUGUGUGGAAAAGGGGGUUAAGACUAGGGAAAAGCAUGGAGACAAUGCUGAUUCAAAGGUUGCUUAUUGCUACCUCACUUCAUGGUAUGGAAAGCUUGAAGACCUGGCAAUCUGCAGCCUGCCUUCACCUGUUUGCUGUUUGAGAACAGAGCUGGUUUGGAUCACCUGCUGAAGAAUGAUUUGUAUGGUUUUUAUGGUAGCGUUGCACCUGGAGCAGCAGCAGUCAGGAAAUAAUCUAACAGCUUUAUGAUAUUCUCUAAGUUAAGGUCAGCAUUUUACAGUCAGAACUGAUUUGAAGAGUCUAGGUAGCAAGAGAGGCUGUAAAACAAAGCUACAGUCAGGAUGUGUUAGCAAAGACAGUGAUCAUGCAGCAUGUAGCUUCAAGAGAGGAUCUAAGCAGUUGUCAGUGUCUGGUUGGGGUCCUAGGACGGAUCGGUGUUCCCACGUAACAACAAGUUUGUAUUGAGCCUUUGGAUCAGUGUUAGCUUGGAAAAAAGCCCAAGAGCUGCUUUAUUACACCUUAAAGGCAUUCACUUGUAAACUUUACACUCAGAGGUGCAAAAUGUAAAGAUUGGCUUCUUGAACACUCUGGUCAGGGUCACACCAUGGGUGAAAUAGGUCAUUGGCAGCCUCGAGAUCCAGUGAGAAUAUGUUUGCUGUUCUGGGCAUGUAAAAUCUCUGCAAGAAUGUCACCUCCUCUUCUGUUGACUUUUGAGUGUUGAGAGCAUUAGGCACUGCAGGCCUUUGCCACUUCAGCCCAAAGUCACCCAUUUUUAGGUAAACAAGUGAUGAUGAAUUUUGUGAGAUGAACACUUCUUAUGCUGACUGCUCUUGGGUAUCUAGAUAGGAGUCAGAGAAGACUUUGACUAUUCUCUAGAGGAUGCUUAGAGCCACAGAGUGUUGUAGCUGGCUGCUGGUGUGGAGGAUGUGAGUAUUGCCAACUGCAACAAUCAAUUUGUAAAGCUGCUUAAAGGCCACUGGUGACCUCUGUUCUUUGCAGGUGAAUCUCUCCUGUAGGUCCAAAUAUUCUCCAGUUCACUACAAGCAAUAAGAUGCCUGUUAACAGCACAUGGAACCAGAUUGUGUUGGUAGCUUUAAAUUGGCUCCAUUUGAGAAGGGCUUUAUAAAAUUCCUGUGAAAAGCACAUGGCAAGGAAAGAGUCACAUCGUGGAGAGAGCUUUCCAGAGGUGAUUGUGUGCAUGUGCACUUGUACAGCUUGUCAGUAUUCCUGUCCUGGUGUCUGUGCUGCACUUCACGUGCUGCAGAUCGCAGUGUGCCAUCCUUCUGCAUCUCUGAAGGGUUCCUGUUGCUACAACUUGCUGGUUUUACCUCCUUGUAGAAGUAAUUCUUCUUGCUUUGGUGUUAAGGGAGCCUGACAUAGUUUAAGAGCAGAUGAUGAAAUAGUGUUGUACCUAACUAGUAUUUCAAGGCACACAGGAAAACGUAGCACUUGUGUGCAAACUGGGAGUGUUUUUUGAAUCAUAGUAGAUGUAGCAUUGUUCCUGGGGGGUACUGCAGCUCUUCUUGGAAACAAUACUGGAGAGCUGUGAGCACCACAUGGCAAAGGAUGAAUUCAGCAGACAUGGCAAGAGUGGGCUGUUUUUAAGUGCAGAGUGUUUUAUUCAUGUGUGCUCACUCGUUAUUUUAUGGUGGC